CGGCGACUUGCUUGCAAUGCUUGCAAGGAGCCAUUGGUUGGUGUGCUGGUUACACUGGUAGAGUUGGUAGUGGACACACUCAGAGCUACCAAGAAACCCCCCGGUAGAAGCAGCCUGAGCUGGUCGUGGGUGAUAGGUGCCACCAUCUCCAAACUCACUCAGUUAGCCAGUCAGUCAGUCAGUCAGUCAGUCAGUCAGUCAGGUUAUCGCCGUCUUAGUGUACAAGAUCUCGGUCAUUGGGCUCGAGGUUCUGAGGCACCCAAAUAUAUUCAGAGUUCUUACGGGAAAAGUUGGCCUUUGGCAGGAAAAAAACAGAGUUUCAAACCAUGACCAAGUGAUAUUCAUAUCCGGAUAAUCAGAGUGUGCUUGUGAACCAACGCUAAAACAGAGGUGGGAUUGGAGAAACCGAAUCCUUGGUCAGUCCCAAUUGUGGGACGAGGAUCCUUCACGUUGACAUUGCUCAGAACUUAGUCCAAUCAAGAUGAAGCCCAGGGAGGGCGGAGGCAUAACCAUGCUCUCAAAAGCAACCAUAGUGGCAUUCAUUCUAGUUUCAUCUGCUCUAGCUCAAGACUCGCUCUUCCAAUGUCCACGAGGUUGGAAACUUCGUGGACUGCAUUGUUACCAAUUCUUUAAUAUUAAACAUUCCUGGAGUAAAGCGUCAGAAUUAUGUCAGAGGUAUGGAAGUUCGCUAGCGAGUGUGGAAUCUUUCCGACAAAACAACUUUACCGCCGACUUGGCCUCCGAGUAUCUGGCAGAACUGGCCCAAGAGGAUGAUGGCACAUCUGAAGCCCCCGGGUAUUGGCUUGGGCUCCAGGCCUACAACGAGCUCCAGACCAACACGUUGGAGGCGGAUGCUGGCCACCAGAUCUCACAGUACUAUGGCCAUUGGGCCCUGGAACAGCCCGAUGUUAUGGACGGCAAAUGCGUCCGCUCCGUGCUCAAAUCCGAGGCCAUCGGAAAACAAGAAUGGGAGCUGACCACGUGCGAGGCCCUCAUGCCUUUCAUGUGCCUCAUCCCGGCUUGUCCCACCGGAACCUAUCACUGCUCCAAUGGCAAAUGCGUCAACAACGAGUUCGUUUGCGACGGUCAAAACGAUUGUGGCGACAGUUCGGACGAGCUCAAUUGCCCGGAUCGGUGCCAUUUCCAUCUGGAAUCGUCGGGUGACAUCAUUCAAUCAUCCAGCUACCCCGGCAAAUACGAACCCUUCUCGGACUGCAAAUGGACCUUGGAAGGACCUCGUGGAACCAACAUUGUUCUUCAAUUUUCCGAAUUCGACACCGAGAAGAAUUUCGACACGGUUCAAAUCUUGGGCGGAGGACGAACAGAAGACACGGCUGUCAAUAUUGCCACGCUCUCCGGCCUCAAUGACGAAUAUACCUCCAAGACUUACGUUUCCGCUUCCAAUUUCAUGGUCAUCAAGUUUAAGACCGACGGAUCCGUGGAGAAGAAUGGCUUCCGAGCCUCUUGGAGGACCGAGGCCCAAAACUGCGGGGGAUACCUCGUGGCCACUUCGUCCUCUCAGGUUAUGGUCUCGCCCAACUAUCCCCAAGAAUACCCUGGCGGUCUGGAAUGUCUGUACACCAUCAGUGCAUCCCAAGGCAAGGUGAUCACAUUGGAGAUCGAGGACCUGGAAAUGGAGCCCGAUAAGGACUUUGUUCUCAUUCGCGAUGGCGCUGGGCCCAAUGAUCGGGUCUUGGCCAAGUUGAGUGGCGUCGUGGAUGACAACCCCCAAUUCAUCGUCUCCACCGGACACAAGCUAUAUGUUUACACCCAAACCAAUCAAGCGGAUUCCCGUCGCGGUUUCCGCAUCAAGUACCACGAAGGUUGCGAUGUCACCAUUAAUCGACCCAAUGGGACUUUCACUUCUCCCGCUUUUGGCUCCGCCCCGUAUCCGCACAACCAGGAAUGCAUCUACCGUGUGAGACAUCCCGCCAAUGGGCGUAUCUCGAUGGUGUUCCAAAAUAUGGAUGUGCACAAGAGUGACCGCGUUCAGGUAUUUGAUGGCGAAGGUGGAUUAGCACUUCAUCCGGAAGAUGGCUUCUACGGUCGUGAGACGCCUCAAAUGAUGUUGUCGGCAGAUUCUGGUGAAUUGCACGUUCGAUUCAAAUCUGAUUCGCUCCAGAAUGCCAUGGGAUUCAAGGCCAUCUUCUCGGCCGAUUGCCCUGCUUUGCAACCAGGAGAGGGCGCAAUUGGUGCCACCGUGGACACCGUAUUUGGAUCCAUGUCCAAGUUCUCUUGUCCCGAGGGUCAGGUGUUUGCCACUGGAGUCGAGGAGAUCUACACGGAAUGCCAACAGGGAGGGAAAUGGUCUCAGGACUACAUCCCCAAAUGUCAGGAAGUCUAUUGCGGUCCCGUACCUCAGAUCGAUAACGGAUUUGCUGUGGCAGCCACUAAUGUCAGCUUUGGGGGCACCGCUUCCUACCAAUGCUAUGCAGGUUUCGGCUUUUCCAGUGGACAACCCAUUGAAACUAUCAUCUGCAACUCGGAGGGAGCCUGGAGUUAUUUGCCCGUGUGUCAAGCUAGCCAAUGCCCACCUUUGCAAGAGGUCGAGAACGCAAGAGCUGAUGUCCUCGCGGGCCGAGGUCUGAACUACGGUACGGUCGUGAGGUACGCAUGUGAUGAAGGCUAUGAACGGAGCGGUCUCCCUGUACUUCUUUGCCAGAGUGACGGCACUUGGUCAUCGGAAGUGCCCUCGUGCACUAGAAUGCAAUGCCACGUUUUCCCCGAAAUUGAGAACGGAUUCAUUAUGGAUAAGAACCUAGAUUAUUUCUAUGGUGAUCAAGCUCGCGUCGAAUGUCAUCGUGGAUACAACCGUAUUGGAACAAAUAUCAUCACUUGUGGCGGCAACCAGACUUUUGAGAACGUCCCCAGAUGCGAAGACAAGAACGAAUGCGAUGCUUUCCAAUGUGACUUCAAGUCCACUGAAUGUGAAAACACCGCUGGAUCGCACCAUUGUAAGUGUCGAAAAGGUUUUGAGCCCAACUUGGAGUGCAGACCAGUCCUUGACUUGGGUCUGGCUGAUGGAGGCAUCCCUGAUGAUGGCAUCAUUGUCUCUGGCGCUGAAGAGGGUUACGACAAAAGCCAGGUUCGACUCAACUCGGAAUUGGGAUGGUGUGGAACGUCCACCAUUGUGGGAUUCAACACCGGCAACUACGUGAUCAUUGAUCUGAAGGCUCCCACAGUUAUUCGAGGGUUCCGAACCCAAGGCGUCAAACGACAUGAUGGACGAUUGGCAUUCCCCACUGCCAUCAGGCUGCAAUACACCAAUGACCUGAGUGACAAGAUGAAAGAGUUCCGAAACAUUGACCGGUCUCCUGUCGAAUUCAGGGUCCUUGAUGGGGCUUCCAUGUCGGUCAUGAAUCUUCCCCAAGCUAUUGAGGCCAGAUAUCUUCGAUUGAACAUCUUUAACUACACCAACAAUCCUUGUCUCCGCCUUGAAGUCAUGGGCUGUCAAAAGCAGUCUUGCAACGAUGCCAAUGAAUGUUUGGAAAAUAAUGGAGGAUGUCAGCAAAAGUGUGUGAACAACCCCGGUGGAUUCAAUUGCCAGUGCAAUGUGGGCUUCAAACUUUUCACCAAAGAUGGCACUUCCAACUUCUUCUUGGCUGAUGGUGAGACUGGUUUGCGCGAUGGCGACACUUACCGGUUCAACAAGACCUGCGUGCCCAAGUCUUGCCCACCCCUACCCAAAGUUGAAAAUGGUAAAAUUCUGGCUCCCCAAAUGACAUACCGAUUUGGCGACAUGGUCCACUUCAUGUGCGACUUUGGAUAUGUCAUCGAAGGAAAUCCCAGUCUGAUUUGCACCUCUGCUGGAGAAUGGAACGGAACAGUGCCCUCUUGCAAUUACGCUCAAUGUCCUCAUCUGUUGGACAAUGAGGAAGAGGGUCUUCGUGUGAUCAAAGAAGAUGAAGAGAGUCCAAUGCUACCGUUCAGGAGCAAUGUCACCUUAACUUGUGAUCAAGUGGGACGGCCUUUGAGGAACACUGCCACGUCCAGUUUCAGGCAAUGCGUUUACAAUCCCAUCCCAGGCCAAUCCGAAUACUGGCUCUCUGGAGCUGAGCCCCUGUGUCCAAGAAUUGAUUGUGGGGUCCCGCCUCCAAUCCCAGGCGCCGAUUAUGGAGAUUUUGUGGAUACUCGCUAUCAGGCUUCUUUCUUUUUUGGAUGUAAAGACGAAGCCUUCCGAUUGGUGGGUCAGUCAUCCAAGAACGACAAUAUUGUUCGAUGCCAAGAGACCGGAGUUUGGGAUUUUGGUGACAUGAGAUGUGAGGGACCUGUUUGCGAAGACCCACGACGACCUCCAGAUGGCGUUCAGAUUGCUCAAAGCUAUGAGCAAGGCUCCAAGGUUGAAUUCCAAUGCUCCAAGGACGGUUAUAUUCCGAUUAAUCCAGCUCCAGUCGAAUGUGUGGAACAGCCUGAAUGCAAGAUCGUGACUCCCUUGGGAAUCACCUCUGGCAAAAUUCCAGAUAGCGCUAUCAAUGCCACUUCAGAGCGCGGCAACUAUGAGGCCCGCAAUGCACGAUUGAAUAGUGUGACAGGAUGGUGUGGCAAGAAAGAGGCGUUCACCUAUGUCAACGUUGAUUUGGGCAACCUCCAUCGCAUCAAAGCCAUCUUAGUCAAGGGUGUCAUCACAGAUGAUGUGGUAGGACGACCCACUGAGAUUCGAUUCUUUUACAAGGAACGUGAAGAGGACAACUAUGUGGUCUACUUUCCCAAUUUCAACCUCACGGCUCGCGACCCCGGAAACUAUGGAGAACUUGCCAUGAUCACUCUCCCAUUGAGUGUCCAAGCCCGAUAUGUCAUCUUAGGUAUUGUUAGCUACGACGAGAAUCCUUGCUUGAAAUUUGAGUUGAUGGGAUGUGAGGUAGAUCCCACGGAACCGCUUCAUCUUGGCUUCAACAAUGGUUACCCAGUUUGUGUUGACAACGAGCCACCCGCAUUUUUGAAUUGCCCCACUUACCCAAUCGUGGUCCAAAAGGACUCCACAGGACUAAAACAGAUCAACUUCACCCAGCCCCUUGCUCGCGACAAUUCUGGUGCCAUUGCUCGAAUGGAAAUUGUUUCCAUCACUGCUGCUGGCAGAACGGACGGCUUCUCAAUGCCCAUGACCACCUUUGAAGACAUGAUGGUUGAAUACUACGCCUUUGACUUUGAUGGAAAUGUGGCCAUUUGCCAAGUCAACAUCACCGUUCCCGAUGACACCCCGCCCACCUUGAAGUGUCCUCAAUCUUUCGUGAUUGAAUUGGUAGAAGAAGAUGACUCCUACGAGAUUGACUUCCUCAAACUGCGCGGUCAAGUGAAUGCUAGUGAUCCAUCUGGAGAGGUGACGGUCACGUUCACCCCUGAGAGAGCUACCAUUCGCACUGGAUCCUACGAGAAUGUUACGGUUGUGGCUCGGGACAUUGUUGGCAACCAAGCCCAAUGUUACUUCCAGGUGGCCGUCAAGCCAACGCCUUGUGUGGCUUGGGAACUUCAGAAACCCGUGUUUGGCGAUAUCAACUGUAUCCAGACACCCAAUAAUGGCCACGAAUGUAAAGCCACUUGCCAGACUGGCUACCGAUUCACUGAUGGAGCUCAAGAGAAGAUCUUCACUUGCGAGGACAACUCCCCGUGGUCUCCCAGUGGGGUCGUUCCUGAUUGUGUGUCUGAAGAUACGACAUUGUCGACCUAUGAUGUUGCCGCCACCAUCACCUAUCGGGGAAAUGGAGCAAUUUCUGAUGAGUGCGCUCAGUUCUACAUUGACAACGUUGAGCAAUACAAGGAGGCUCUUGGAGUGGUCCUGACCGAGCGGUGCUCUGCAGGUAGCGGAGGAGUCGACAUUCAAGUCAUGUUCAAGCCCACCAAAUCCCAGAAGAGUGGAGAAAACAUCCUGGAUAUGAUCUACACCAUGAUGGUCACCCCUGUUCUACCUCAGCCCCGUGUCUACGACCUUUGUGGUCAGACUCAUGAUCUGAUCUUUGAUUUGUCCAUUCAACGCACCAAUGAGCUCAUCGCCGACCUCUUGGAAAUCCCCGGUGAUGAAGAAAACUGCCCGUCCUUGAGAGCUCUCCGCUCCGAUGUGAAUCGAGGUUUCGUCUGCCAAGUGGGCGAGGUUCUGAAUAAGAUCCGUGCCUCAGACGUGCCGCGUUGCUUGGAAUGCCCUGCUGGUUUCUUCGCUGGUCAAGGUGAAGAAAGUUGCACCCUCUGCGCAAAAGGCUUUUUCCAAGAUGAAGCUCGCCAAGGCCAAUGCAAGAAAUGCCCUGCGGGCACCUGGACCCAAGAUGAAGGCUCCAAGAGUGAAACUGAUUGUGUUCCUGUGUGCGGAUUUGGUACCUACAGCCCCACUGGCCUGGUGCCUUGUUUGGAGUGCCCCCACAAUAGCUACUCUGGCGAGCCUCCAUUCGAUGGAUUCAAAGAAUGCACUCAAUGCCCUGAGGAUCUUUUCACCUUCCAACCUGGAGCACAUGCUGUGGAAGAUUGCCGAGCCAAGUGCCCCCCGGGGAGCUACUCCGACACAGGACUUGCUCCUUGCGCCCCUUGUCCUACAAACUUCUUCCAACCUCUGUCUGGUCAACGACAGUGCUUUGAGUGUCACACCACCGAAGAAACUUUGGGCGUGGGCACUUCCUCCAAAGAUGAAUGCCAAGAUGUGGAUUGUCCCGAAGGUAUCUGUGAACACGGCGGUCUUUGCGUAGCCGUCAAUCAUCGACCCAAGUGCUUCUGUCCCACUGGCUUCUCCGGAAAUCGUUGUCAAAUCGACGUGGAUGAAUGCGCGAGUAACCCAUGUUACAAUGAGGGCGAAUGCGUGGAUCUUCCCCAAGGUUACCAAUGUAAUUGCAAGCCUGGUUUCUCCGGUCUUCAGUGCAUUGAGGAAGAAUCUUCCUGUGAUAGCAAUCCCUGUCCUGAACGCGCCAUGUGCAAGAACGAACCUGGUCCGGACAACUUCACUUGUCUCUGCCGCUCGGGUUAUGAGGGCGAAAAUUGCGACGAGACUGUGGAUCCUUGCAGUCAAAACCCUUGCCAAAAUGAGGGCGAAUGCGAGAGCUUCCAACAAGGACGAUAUGUUUGCAAAUGUCCCAAUGGUUGGGAAGGCAUCCAUUGCGAGGUCAAUAUUGAUGAUUGUGCCGAAAACCCCUGUUUGUUGGGGGCCAAUUGCACGGAUCUGGUCCACGAUUUUGCUUGCGAAUGCCCUCAAGGAUUUGCUGGCAAACGUUGCGAAGAGAAGAUCGACCUGUGCCUAGACCACCAAUGCCUCAAUGGAUUCUGUGUGGAUAAGAUCUUUAAAUAUGAGUGCAUCUGUAACCCUGGUUGGACUGGUGAGAUGUGCGAAGUGAAUGUGGACGAUUGCCUCACUAAUCCUUGUGAAAACGACGGUCAAUGUAUUGACGAGAUUGACGACUUCAAUUGCGUGUGUGAACCCGGUUUUGUGGGCAAGAAAUGUCAACAUCGAAUUGACUAUUGCUCAUCAGAGCCAUGCCAGAAUGGUGGAACCUGUACCAAUUCUGAAGAUGGCUUCCUCUGCGAUUGUCGUCCAGGCUUCGUUGGAUUGACUUGUGAAGCAGCCAUUGAUGAGUGCGCUUCGAACUUGUGUGAUCCCACUGGAACUGCUCGUUGUUUGGAUUUGGACAAUAAAUUCGAAUGCGAAUGUCGCGAAGGAUUCAAGGGCGACACUUGCGAAGUCAAUAUCAAUGACUGCGCUUCCAACCCUUGUAUGAAUGGAGGCACUUGCCGCGACGAGGUUGAUGGUUUCGUCUGCUCAUGCCCAUCGGGUUGGUCAGGUGAAAGGUGUGAAAGUGACAUCGGAUAUUGCGAAAGCGAUCCUUGCGAGAACAAUGCCGAAUGUAUCAACUUGUUCCAAGACUUCUUUUGUGUAUGUCCCAAGGGCACCGAUGGCAAGCGAUGUGAAACAGCUCCUGAGAGAUGUAUCGGAUCUCCUUGCAUGAAUGGUGGCUUCUGUCGGGAUUAUGGCUCGGAUUUGAAUUGCACGUGUUCAGACGACUUCACUGGGAUUGGUUGUCAGUUCGAGUUUGAUGCUUGCGCCGCCAAUGUUUGCGAGAAUGGCGCCACCUGUGUUGACAACGGGCCCAGCUAUCAAUGUGUCUGUCCCCCUGGCUACACCGGUCAAAACUGCGAGGAGAAUAUUAAUGAUUGUCGACCUGGAACAUGUCCACCCGCUUCCACGUGCAUUGACUUGACGGACAACUUCUAUUGCCGAUGCCCGUUCAAUUUGACUGGAGAAGAUUGUCGAAAGACCAUUCAGAUCGAUUACGAUCUCCACUUCACUGAUGAGAGCAAGUCCAGCUCUGCUUCCUUGGUUGUGCCGUUUGUUCUUGGUACGCCUGAAGAGUUUACGGUUGGCCUAUGGGUCCAAUUUGAUACUCCGGGCGAGACUGGCACCUACUUCACCCUCUAUGCAGUCGACUCUGAGUACUACCCAACCAACCGACGAGUCAUCCUUCAAGCUGUGAACUCAGGUGUGUACGUCAACUUCUUCGAAGGUCAAGUCCAGUCUGUGUUCCUGCAAUUCCCUGCGUAUGUUCCAAUCGCCAACGGUCAAUGGCAUCACAUUGCCGUCACUUGGACUGGCUUCACAGGAACUUUAACCCUGGUCUCAGAUGGUCUCAUUGCUGAUAAGCGCGAACAAUAUGGCGUCGGUUUGGCCAUCCCUCAUGACUUUGGUUAUGUCACUCUUGGAUCAACCGAGAGCGAGGAUAAGAGAGUCACCAGAACUGAAAGCGGGUUCCACGGCAAGCUCACCAAGGUCCAGCUUUGGCAACGAGCUCUUGAUGCUGGGACUGACAUUCCCCGACAAGUGAAGUCCUGCCGAUCUGCUCCCAUUCUCUUCCCGGGCUUGAUCCUGAGAUGGUCGGGAUAUGACAAGACCAUUGGCGGGGUCGAGCGCAUUAUGCCGUCUGUGUGUGGUUCGAUGACAUGUCCUCCUGGGUAUAGUGGUGAGGAAUGCGAGGUGCUUGAGAAGGACAAGAUUGCCCCCACCGUCGAAUACUGUCCACCUGGCGACAUUUGGGUGGCCACCUCCAAUGGAUCGGCCUUUGUCAGUUGGGAUGAGCCCAUCUUUGCGGAUAAUGUUCGUGUGGAUAAGGUCAUCAAUAAGGGAGGUUUGAAACCUGGCCAAGCCUUGCAAUGGGGAACUUAUGACGUGGCUUAUGUGGCCUACGACGAAGCUGGAAAUACGGCUCAAUGCGCCUUCAAGAUUUACGUGUUGAACUCGUUCUGUCCUCCUUUGGAUCCUCCGGUAGGUGGAAGCCAAUCGUGCGAGGAUUGGGGCCCAGGGGGCCGCUUCAAGGUUUGCCGAAUCACUUGCGAAGAUGGACUUAAGUUCUCUCAGGAUGUGCCUCAGUUCUACACUUGUGGAGCCGAGGGAUUCUGGAGACCCAAUACUAACGCCGACAACUCUUUGGCUCCAUUUGUCUACCCCGCUUGCUCGAAGACCAAGCCUGCUCAGAAGAUCUUCAAGAUCAAGUUGGACUACAUGACCGACGUUCUGUGUAACGAUGCCGGUAAAGGUGUGCUUAAGGAGAGGAUCAUCAAUGCCCUCCAAGAAUUGAACAAGGAAUGGAGUUUGAGCUCUUGCAACAACCUGAAAGAAGACGAAUGUAAAGAUCUUGGAAUCAACAUCAACUGUAACCGCCGACCUUCUUCCGAUGGUAAUGAGCCCACAAGGAUCAAGCGACAAAUUGGCAACCGCAGCAACAAUGAUGACCAGGCCUAUCAAUUAGAAAUUAGCCUCCCAACAAUCGAUAAUGACGAGGUCACAAACGACGCCGGUCAGCGCGAAAGAAUCGAACGACUCUUGCAAUCCAUCAUCUUGGAACAAAACAAGCUCAAUGUGAGUGCUACUCUGCCCAAUGUCCAAUUGGAUAAGAGCAGUUUCACCAUUGACGAGGAGUUCACUUGUAACAAAGGCGAAGUUGUUGUUGACAACGAUUGUGUCCCUUGCCCCAAGGGAAGCUUCUUCAACGAGAAGAAGAAGUCGUGCAGUCCCUGCGCGUUGGGGACCUUCAACAAAGAAACAGGCCAACUUCAAUGUCAGCAAUGUCCUGAAUUCCAAGGCAAGGCCGGUGUGACGGAAACCAUGUCUUCCACCACGGUCGAAGAGUGUAAGGAACGUUGUCCCGUGGGUCAAUAUUUUGAUAAGAUCGUGGAUCUGUGCCGUCCUUGUGGUUAUGGCAAGUACCAGCCCGAGGAAGGCAAGUUCUCUUGUCGUCUGUGUGGAAUUGGUCUCACCACCCGUACCAAGGAGGCCGUUUCUGAGGAUGAAUGCCGAGAAGAAUGCGCUGAUGGCAAACAGUUGGGCAUGGAUGGCAAUUGCGAGCCCUGUCCAUUGGGAACCUUUCGUACUAAAGGUCUUCAUUUGGCCUGCGAGAGAUGUCCUGAUGGAUUCACGACUUCCCGUUCGGGCGCCACCACACAAGGCGAUUGUUCAUUGCCCAUUUGCCAACCAGGAUCUUUCCUGAAUUCGACCAUCAACGAAUGCCAGCUUUGCGCCAGAGGCUUUUAUCAAGACGAGGCUCAACAAACCGAUUGCUACGAAUGUCCUCCCGACACUUCCACCAAGAGCGAAGGAUCCAUCAGUCAAGAUGAGUGUACCAACAGGUGUCGAGUUGCCGAAGGAGAGGAUGCUCUGUGCGAUCACAACGCCAUCUGUCUGUUCAUCAAGGAAACUAACGGAUUUACAUGUCAAUGUAAGCCUGGCUUCAAUGGCACAGGAUCCCACGGCGACUGCACUGAUCGCUGCACUGAUCAUUGCCGCAAUGAAGGUGUCUGUCUCAAAGACAAGCAAGGUAGUCCCUUCUGUCAAUGUGCAGGAUCAUUCACGGGUAAGCAUUGUGAGACCAAGUCUACAUUUGCUUACUUCGCUGGUGGCAUUGCCGGGUUCGUGGUCUUCCUCAUCAUUUUGACCCUACUCAUUUGGAUGAUCUGUGUCAGAGCCCACCGCACACGAAGGACACCAGAGAAAAUAUUGUCAGCUGCUCAAGAUGCCAAUGGAUCCCAGGUGAACUUCUACUAUGGAGCCCCUGCUCCCUAUGCCGAGUCCAUUGCUCCAUCCCAUCACUCAACUUACGCGCAUUACUACGAUGAUGAGGAGGAUGGCUGGGAGAUGCCUAAUUUCUACAAUGAAACUUCCAAUGCCUCAUUGUAUGGAAAGGGCGGUGGUGGUCCCCAAGCUCAAGAUGAUCUCUAUGACAGGCUUCGAAGACAUGCCUAUCAAGGCAAGAAAUCAGACAAGAGCGGCAACGAGACCACCAGCGAUAGUGAUGGUCAAUAAAUAGAGAAUGUCUGCAGAAUUUAAAUGUCGAUGAAGAAAUCGAAGAAAUGAGGUGUUUUAGUGAACAAGAUGAAUCAAAAAACGAUUUUCUCAGUGACGAACCCCGCAUUGAUCCUGCGAAGACAGAGACUUCAUCUCAAAAUGCAGUGCGACCAACCAUUGGUGAUACAACAAAAUCAAGCUAAAACAUGAAAUGUGCUGCUAUUAGGAUAUUAUUAAUCUUUGUAAUUGUUCUUCCGUCUCUUCAUUUCUUUGGGAAAUGACAACGAAAUUCCCAGCUCAACUGCCAAAAAAUCCGAUUAGAUCUCUUACCGAAAAAAUUGUUUCCUCCUCUCUCAAAUCCAACGACUAACCAAAUCAUACUCUCCACUUUGUGACAUGUCUUUAUUCAUACCACUCCCACUCUAGCCCCUCCUACAGCAAAGCUACCAGAGUAGUAAUUGCUCCACAGUCCCGACCCACCCGAGCAAAACAUAACAUACCACAGUUCAACAAACAACUGUUUCAACUACCUAUUCGGAACUUUAUAAUAAAUGAGGUGGGCAAUCUUGUGCUCAAUACCACCACUUGAGAGCCAGUGUACUUUUUUUUCUGUUUAUGCCUUUAUACUUUUUGAAUCGCGUGUGGACUUGAAUAUUAAAACUCUCCCAAAUGCAAACCUGUAUCCGUCAAGGAGGGAGAUGAAAGUGUGCGUUGUACUCAGUUGUGCUAGUUGAUGAAAUAAACGGUUACAAUAUUCCAUUAAACGUU
Messenger RNA from Tigriopus californicus, 12010 nucleotides. RefSeq lists its product as uncharacterized. Bases 482 to 11260 code for a protein of 3592 amino acids. Gene Ontology annotation, molecular function: Notch binding; calcium ion binding. The record is from RefSeq and is a predicted model, not a curated record. Lineage: Eukaryota; Metazoa; Arthropoda; Copepoda; Harpacticoida; Harpacticidae. The transcript has 19 exons. Gene Ontology annotation, biological process: Notch signaling pathway.